AUGGAUACACAACCAUCAGAUACUAGUUUUGAAGAAGGAAUCCUGUUUACUCUUGAUGUUCGAGGGAAGAAACUCGGUUGUUCUCUUUUGGAUUGCACUGACAAAAUUUUAAAAGUGUUGGAUCAUGAUUACCAACUUUCUGUAGCAGGUAAUUAUAUAGAACAAGCAACUGGAGGUAUCUCAAAUUAUAGGUUUGUUGAUGAAAUAAAUAACCUUGUGGAGUCGUUUUUUAUUCAGCAUAGGCCUACAACCUGUAUUAUAUCUAGUAGAGUGAAUCCCGAUAAUCUGGAGUUUAUUGAAAGAGAGUGUCAGAAGUUUAAUUGCAAGUUGGAGUUACAACCGAACGAAAAUUUUAAUAUAAAACAAAGCUUGAAUUUUGGAGGUUUGAAUCUAAAUGCAGAUGGCGGUUCUCUGUUAAAAUUGUUACAAAACAGUGAUGAAACUUUAAUAGUAACCAUAUCAACAGUGAAUGCCAUUUUAAAUUAUUUAUUAAACAAUUCUAAUGAUGAAGAUAAUAUAAAUUCAUCACGAACUUGGAUUAAUACAUCUAAUAUGAUGCAAAAUAAUAUGAUUCAGUAUGUAGAGGUCCUUUCUUUAUGUGACAGAAUGCUUUUAGAUUCUGAUACCAUCGCUGCAUUAAAUAUUAUGCCUUCAACUAAAUAUGGUCAAGAUAAAAUGAUAGAAAAUGGAAGCUUCAGUAUUUUCCAACUUUUUAAUAGAACAAAUUCAAGUUUAGCAACAACAAUAUUAAAAAAUUGGUUGCUUUUCCCCUUAACUAAGAUCAGCGAUAUAAAGGCAAGAUCGGACAUAGUAAAAUUAUUUCUCCAGCCAACCAACUCAAUAUUAUAUGAGGAUUUAAAAUUAAAGUUGAGAAAGAGUCAUAAUAUGUACAGUGUGUUUAAUGCACUUCAAGAUGGUAAUGCUUCUUAUAGAACAUGGGCAUAUUUAUAUGAUUUUUUAACCAAAGGAAUUGAAAUAUUCUAUCUCCUCUCCACUUUUUCUUUAGAGAAUAUUGAUUCGUCGAAUGCUAUAUCCCAAAUUUUACUCACAACAAAUAUUAAAGAGAUAAGGACUAUGAAACUUAAAAUUGAAUCUAUCAUCAAUAUUGAAGAAAUGUUGGAAACAAAAAAUAUAGUCCUAAUUCAAGGUCUCGAUGUCAACCUUGAUAAAUAUCACCAGGAGUUUCACGAUAUUGAAUUAAUAUUAGAAGAGACUGCUUUCAAAGAAGAACAAAACGUAAAAAAUUAUCUCUCCGAAAUAUGUCACAAAAAAAGCGAUAUGUCAGGAAGACUGUUAAAUAUAAUAUACAUUCCUCAGAUGGGUUACCUGGCAUCUAUAUCAAAAACUUUCCCUUUCCAAGAUGUACUACCAACCAAAUUUAAAUGGAAUUUCUCAUUUGAAACAUCUACAACGCUCUAUUUUACAACACCCUUUACAACGGAAUUGGAUGAAUCUUAUGGAGAUAUUUACUCAUUCAUUUUAGAUCUCAAAGUAGAAAUUAUUCACGAACUCCAGGACUUUGUUUUAGGUUAUAAGAAAGAAGUAUUAUAUUUUCACCGAAAGUUAGCAGAGCUGGAUAUUUUAUCUUCGUUUGCAACAAUUGCACAAUUAUUUUCCUAUACGGAACCCUUACUGACAGAAGACAAUUGUUGCAUAAAUAUCACCCAAGGUAGACAUCCACUAUACGAAUCAAUAGUCCAAACAUACAUCCCAAAUUCUCUAGAAUUGAUCGGAGGAAAAUUUAAAAAUAUUCGUUGGCAAAAUGACGGAAAUCAAAGGAUUAUAUUAUUGACAGGUGCAAAUGGGUCUGGGAAGACCGUAUUCUUAACUCAAAUAGGAAUUAUAGUCUAUUUGGCUCAGAUCGGUAGUUUUGUUCCUGCAAAUCAUGCCAAUAUUGGUAUUACAGAUAGAAUAUUUACCAGGAUCAAUUCUAAAGAGAGUUUGGUUGUCAAUAGGAGUUCUUUCGAAAGUGACACAAUGCAAAUGAGCUCCUGCAUGUCAUUUUGUACUGAAAGAUCGUUAUUACUUGUUGAUGAAUUUGGGAAGGGAACCGAUUCCAUCGAUGGGCCAGCUCUAUUUGGUUCAAUUAUUAAAUAUUUUUCUGAAAGUAACACUUGUCCAAGGGUAGUUGCUUGUACUCAUUUUUCAGAAUUGUUUCAGAAGGACGUGCUGUCCACAGACAUUCCUGGUAUCCAAUUUUUACAGACUGAAGUAUUUAUUAGUAAUGAGAUGCAAGACACAAUUGAUAAGGAUUAUGCAUUUAGUCCACAGAGCAAUAGCAACAUAUUUUUGUAUAGUAUAGUUUCUGGCCUAUCUACAGACUCUCUUGGAAUACUUUGUGCAAAAGUCUGUGGAAUGAAAGAAACGAUUAUUAAGAGAGCCUCUGAACUGAGUAAAAUUAUGAAGAACGGUGAAAACAUUACACAGCAAUGCAGUAAACUAUUAGAUGAAGAAGUUAAGGCAUUUGAUAAAGAUCAAACAAUUAUCAAAGAAUUUCUUGCAUGGGAUUUAGACCUGGAGUUUACCACUUCCGAAUACUACUUACAGAAAAAAUUAAGUGCCAUAUUAAAGGGCCAUAAAAUUCAAAGAGAUACCUUUCAGAUACAGUAA
Molecule: messenger RNA, 2610 nt
Organism: Maudiozyma barnettii
Lineage: Eukaryota; Fungi; Ascomycota; Saccharomycetes; Saccharomycetales; Saccharomycetaceae
Gene: MSH5
Product: MutS family protein MSH5
Exons: 1
Coding region: 1-2610 (869 amino acids)
Biological process (GO): mismatch repair; chiasma assembly
Cellular component (GO): nucleus
Molecular function (GO): ATP-dependent DNA damage sensor activity; ATP binding; mismatched DNA binding
Source: RefSeq, a predicted model, not a curated record